Messenger RNA from Rhopilema esculentum, 2718 nucleotides. RefSeq names its product adipocyte plasma membrane-associated protein. The record is from RefSeq and is a predicted model, not a curated record. Gene Ontology annotation, molecular function: hydrolase activity. Lineage: Eukaryota; Metazoa; Cnidaria; Scyphozoa; Rhizostomeae; Rhizostomatidae. Gene Ontology annotation, cellular component: endomembrane system.
UUUCCUGUGAGAUUUGAGCUACCAAUGCCUCAAGCAAAGAUGGCAGAGUCGAAGGGGGCCUAAUUUUGUUGUGAGACACUGGGGCUAUACAAAAUAUACAAAUGAUGGACGGUACUAGAAAGCGAAAAGGUGGUUCUGUAUCAAACGACUUAGAAAAUCAAGAAGGAGAUGAAGUCAAGAUGAAAGAAACAAAGCCUAUAUCUGUAUUAAUACUACAGAUUUUCAUUGGCUUGUUUUUAUUGUUGGUAAUUUACUUGAUCUUAGCACCAUCUCCAAUUGAUCCAAAACCUGUUAUACAGCAAAACCCUCUGCCAUAUUUUGAUGGAGUGCUCACCCCAAAUAACAAACUGCAACAGGCUGUAAAGCUUCUUGAAGGAAAAGUUACUGGUCCAGAAUCAAUAACAACUGACAGAAAUGGCAAUAUUUACACUGGAUUAGCAGAUGGAAGAAUUGUGAAGUAUACUAAAAGUGGAAGGCUGCGUGAAAUUGCUAGAACUGGCCACAACUUACCAACUUGUGGAACAUACAAAUCAGAGCCUGACUGUGGACGCCCCCUUGGUAUGCGAUUUGAUCGAGAUGAAAAGUAUUUGCUUGUCUGCGAUGCUUAUUACGGGCUUUUGCAAGUUGAUCCAGAGCGUGGUGAGAUCAAGACUCUUAUAUCUGCAAAGGAAGGCAUGGACGGACACCCGUUUGGGUUCCCGAAUGAUUUGGUUGUGACCUCAGAGAAUGUUGUGUAUUUCACGGACUCUUCAUGGAAAUGGAAUCGCCGGGACAACAGAUAUGCUGUUAUUGAAGGUACUGGUCAAGGCAGACUAAUGUCAUACGAUUUGAAUACCGGUAAAAAGGCUUCAAUGAUGAGUGGUCUGUAUUUUGCAAAUGGCGUUGAACUCUCACCAGAUGAAGAUUUCGUCCUUAUCUGUGAAACCAGUGCAGCUAGAGUCAUACGAUACUUCAUAAAAGGACCAAAGACAGGGGUUUAUGACCUGUUUGCCGAGAAUCUGCCAGGACUACCGGACAAUAUUAGAAGGCGAAAAGAGGGCGGCUAUUGGCUUGGUGUAGCUGGUAUAAGAAAAUGGCCUUUCUCAUUGCUAGAUUUUCUCGGGCCAUAUCCUACAAUAAAGAAGAUGAUAACAAAGGUGAUAUCACAAGAGAGCAUAAUCAAAAUGGUACCAAAGUAUGGUUUGUUGCUUCGCCUGGACGAAGACGGGAAUAUCGUUGAGAGUUUCCACGACCCAUCAGGCUCUGUCAUCAACGGUGUAAGCGAAGUCCAUGAAGAUGAUGAAGAGAAGGUCCUUUACUUAGGCUCAUAUCAUGCUGAUUCAAUCGCAAAGCUCCAGUUACAGUAGUUUUUAUACUAUUUUAGUACUAUUUUUAUAGAUCUUGAAUUUUAUGAAUAUAGAUCUUUUGAAAAAGUGUCAGAGAAAUUCCUCGUUUGAUAAAGUUCUGUUAGCUCGUGAUCUUAGCUUGUCUUGAGCGCGUUUUAAUUACGGUUAAAUGUGUGCGUUGAUUACGUUGAAACUUCAAUUUUUCAGUGGUUAUGUUGGGCUGUCGAACGUUGACAAAAAGGCGAGUGAUCUGUUUUUUAUUUAAAAGUUUUAAAUAAAAUUGAUCGUGUUUUAGAAAUUGUUGGGAUGGGUGCUGAGGUAAUCCCCCACUCAUUUACUACAGCCUUGAUGGUAUCUUUAUUUUACGAAGUACGCAAUUUUUAAGAACCAGUAAAUUUAAAUUGAGGAUGGCUGCUCGAAAAUUUGAGACCAGAUUGUCCUAAAUUUCAUCUUAAAUUGUUAAGGUGCUCUAGGAUGUCUUCAGGCCUUAUUUACUACCAAAGAGAGUGAGACAUCCUUUAUUUGCCGACAAGUUCGAAAAUUCACUCAAAGCACCCCAAGAUGGUAAAAACUCCUUUUUUGAUCUGAAGUUUUUUAAGGGAAUUUCACAAAAUUGUUUAAAAUUAUAUUGUACAUUAGCUCAGCCUCAGCUUGCUCUCACUUUUUCUUAACUUUUGACCAUUUUUGAGGUUUCUGUUAUUAUAAAAGAGUGUAAAGUCUGGUAGGGGGACAUAGAAAUACAGUGAAUUUGUAGCAUAAUUUAUGUGAUUGAUAUACGAGCGUCUGCUUUUUAGCAGCCACCAGACGGACAGCUACACUAAUGGCGAGAACAUUUUUAUAUAAUAAUAAUAAUAAUAAUAAUAAUAAUAAUCACAGUCGGUAGGUACCAGUCUUCUAGGGUUCCCUGCUUUUGACAUGUAUAUAAACACAUGACCUCAGACGCAAUCUUCAGGCACGUCUAGGGGACUGUGGGUUAAACCUGUCAAAAGUACAUCACCACUUCGAUUCAAAACAGUCGAUUGCGAAAACACGUGUUAACAUUACAGCAUCACUUUCAAAAUUUAGAACAGCACGCCUUGCCUACUAACAAGAGCUCUCUUGUACUUUCUAUUAUGACCCGUCAAUGACUUCUCCGAUAUUAUAUUUGCCCUUAAGUAUCCCUCUAGCAUAGGUGCAGGAUCAGAUGAGAAUAACAAUCAAUUUACAAAGUUACAAAGCUCCUCCGAGGAUCCUUGCCCCAUGCUAUAGGUUCUCGGUUUUUAGUAUUUGUGUCUACUUUUCUAGUGGUUUUUUAUUGUGUACAAUUAAGUUUCUGUUUUGUUUGAUAUUGUUCUUUAUCACUUCGAUGUGAAUUUUAGAAAUUUUAAAUGAAAUAAUUGUUAUCUUCAAAAAU